ACGGGAGCUCUACACACAGCCUCAGAAGAAAGAAGUCGAACGACUUAUUUGGGAGGGAAAGAAAAGGAGCCUGUAAGUUGAGAGCGCGCGGGCGGCCCGAGCCUCGGCGGCGGCGGCGGCGACGGCGGCGGCGCUGACACCUCCCACCAUGGACAGCUUCGACUUAGCCCUGCUCCAGGAAUGGGACCUCGAGUCGCUGUGUGUCUAUGAACCAGAUAGAAAUGUGUUACGGAGGAAAGAACGAGAAAGAAGAAAUCAGGAAACUCAGCAGGAUGAUGGCGCAUUUAAUUCGAGUUACUCCCUUUUCAGUGAACCCUACAAGACGAACAAGGGAGAUGAGCUCUCCAACCGGAUCCAGAAUACUUUAGGCAAUUACGAUGAAAUGAAAGACUUUUUAACUGAUAGAUCUAAUCAGAGUCAUCUCGUUGGCGUUCCCAAACCUGGGGUUCCUCAGGCUCCUGUGAACAAGAUCGAUGAACAUUUUGUUGCAGAUUCAAGAGCCCAGACCCAGCCCUCAUCUGUCUGUAGCACUGCAUCUUCCACACCAGCAGCUGUCCCCGUGCAGCAGAGUAAGAGGGGCACCAUGGGCUGGCAGAAGGCUGGGCACCCACCAUCAGAUGGCCAACAGAGAGCAAGUAAGCACGGACCCAGGUUGCUUGAUUUGAACAGAUCUGCUAACCCAAAGAACCAUAAUAAAAAACCUAACCACUCUGUGUCGAGCCCCUCAUCCUCAUCUUCCUCUUCUUCUUCUUCUUCCAACUCAGCACAAGGCUCUCUCAGGACCUUGCUUGGAGAUGGUGUUGGCAGACAGCAGCCACGAGCCAAGCAAGUGUGCAAUGUAGAGGUGGGUCUUCAGACCCAGGAAAGGCCACCUGCUAUGGCAGCCAAGCACAGCAGCAGCGGACACUGUGUUCAGAACUUUCCUCCAUCCCUGGCUUCAAAACCCAGCCUGGUUCAGCAGAAACCAACUGCAUAUGUGCGGCCGAUGGACGGCCAAGAUCAGGCUCCUGAUGAGUCUCCAAAGCUUAAGUCAUCCACAGAAACCAGUGUGCACUGUACAUCAUACAGGGGAGUCCCAGCCACCAAGCCAGAGUCCACCAGAGCCAAGGCCAAGCUGUCCAAGUUCAGCAUCCCCAAGCAAGGAGAGGAGAGUAGAUCUGGAGACACAAACAGCUGUGUUGAAGAAAUAAUUCGGGAGAUGACCUGGCUCCCACCACUUUCUGCUGUUCAAGCACCUGGCAAAGUGGAACCAAGCAAAUUUCCAUUUCCAAAUAAGGACUCUCAGCUUGUUUCCUCUGGACACAAUAAUCCAAAGAAAAGUGAUGCUGAGCCAGAGAGUCCUGACAAUGGCACAUCGAAUACAUCCUCUCUGGAAUGGUUAUCCCCAUUUACAGAUAAGGGAAAUGAUGCACAGAGAGGAAUGCUAGAAGAUGACCUUAAGCUAAGUAGUGAUGAAGAGGAGAAUGAACAGCAGGCAGCCCAGAGAACUGCUCUCCACGCUCUGUCUGACAGCGCCGUGGUCCAGCAGGCCAACUGCAGAGCCUCUGUGCCUUCCAGCAAGGGCAGCAGCAGCGGCAGCAGCAGCGGCAGCAGCAGCUCCUCCAGUGACUCAGAGAGCAGCUCGGGAUCUGACUCGGAGACGGAGAGCAGUUCCAGCGAGAGUGAGGGCAGCAAGCCUCCCCACUACUCCAGCCCCGAGGCCGAACCAGCGUCCUCUAACAAGUGGCAGCUGGAUAAAUGGCUGAACAAAGUUAAUCCCCACAAGCCGCCUAUCCUGAUCCAAAAUGAAAGCCACGGGCCAGAGAGCAAUCAAUACUACACCCCGGCCAAAGACGAAGUGCAGGACUGUGGGAAACUUCCCGACGGUUGCCAAACCAGCCUGAGAGAGAAGGACCUCAAGAGCACCUGCAAGGAGGAGCAGAGGCCAAGGACAGCGAACAAGGCCCCGGGGAGCAAAGGAGUGAAGCAGAAGUCUCCACCUGCGGCCGUGGCCGUGGCCGUGACCACAGCUGCCCAGCCGCCCGCUGUACCCGGCACACCCGCCGAGAGCGCACCGGCGCCUGCGCGGAGGUCUGCGGGCAAGAAGCCCACCAGGCGCACGGAGAGGACCUCUGCCGGCGACGGUGCCAACUGCCACCGGCCCGAGGACCCAGCAGCCACCGACGCGCUGGGGGCAAGCGUGGUGAUCCCCCCGGAGCCCACCAAAACCAGGCCCUGCGGCAACAGCAGAACGAGCCACCGCAAGGAGCUGCGCUCCUCCGUGACCUGCGAGAAGCGCCGCACGCGGGGGCUGAGCCGCAUCGUCCCCAAAUCCAAGGAGUUCAUAGAGACAGAGUCGUCAUCUUCGUCCUCCUCCUCGGACUCAGACCUGGAAUCGGAGCAGGAGGAAUACCCUCUGUCCAAAGCGCAGGCCGUGGCCGCCGCAGCCGCCGCCUCGGGGAGUGAGCAGAGACUAAAGGAGGCUGCCAACAGCAUCAGCAGCGGUGGGGGCCCCCGGGCCCCCGUAGGCUCCAUCAACGCCAGGACCACCAGUGACAUUGCCAAGGAGCUGGAGGAGCAGUUCUACACACUGGUCCCUUUCGGCCGGAAUGAACUUCUCUCCCCCUUGAAGGACAGUGAUGAGGUCAGGUCUCUCUGGGUCAAAAUUGACCUGACCCUCCUGUCCAGGAUCCCAGAACACCUGCCCCAGGAGCCGGGGGUCUUGAAUGCUCCUGCAGCCAAGGACGCUGAGAGUGCACAGCCCAGCCAUCCAUCUGACACUCCUGCCGAAAAGGCUUUGCCAAAAUCCAAGAGGAAACGCAAGUGUGACAACGAAGAUGACUAUAGGGAGGUCAAGAAGGCCCAGGGAGAGAAAGAGAGCUCUUCACGACUGACUGCCUCUGCCAAUAAUACUUUAUCCACGAACCACUGCAGCAUGAACAUCAACAGCUUGGCAAUACCAAUAAAUAAAAAUGAAAAAAUGCUCCGGUCACCCAUCUCGCCCCUGUCUGAUGCAUCUAAACACAAAUACUCCAGCGAGGACUUAACUUCUUCCAGCAGAUCAAAUGGCAACGGUUUGUUCACUUCCGCCUCCUCCAACAAAAAGCAUAAGGCUGAGAACCAGCUGCAGUCCCAUGCCGGAGACCUCACAAAAGCCGCUCACAACAAUUCCGAAAACGUUCUCCACAAGUCACGGCCACAAACAGAGCCAUGGUCUCCAGGUUCCAACGGCCACAGGGACUGCAAGAGGCAGAAACUUAUCUUCGAUGAUAUGCCACGCAGUGCAGAUUAUUUUAUGCAGGAAGCUAAACGGAUGAAGCAUAAAGCAGAUGCAAUGGUGGAAAAGUUUGGAAAGGCUUUGAAUUAUGCUGAAGCAGCUUUGUCAUUUAUUGAGUGUGGAAAUGCAAUGGAACAAGGCCCAAUGGAAUCCAAAUCUCCCUAUACAAUGUAUUCGGAAACAGUUGAGCUCAUCAGGUAUGCUAUGAGACUAAAAACCCAUUCAGGCCCUAAUGCCACACCAGAAGACAAACAAUUGGCCGCAUUAUGUUAUCGAUGCCUGGCUCUCCUGUACUGGCGGAUGUUUCGACUCAAAAGGGACCACGCUGUGAAGUACUCAAAAGCACUUAUCGACUAUUUCAAGAAUUCAUCUAAAGCUGCCCAAGCCCCAUCUCCAUGGGGAGCCAGUGGAAAGAGCACUGGAACCCCAUCCCCCAUGUCUCCCAACCCCUCUCCGACCAGCUCCGUGGGAUCUCAGGGGAGCCUCUCCAAUGCCAACACCCUGUCCCCUUCCACCAUCGUCAGCAUCCCACAGCGCAUCCACCAGAUGGCAGCCAACCACGUCAGCAUCACCAACAGCAUUCUCCACAGCUAUGACUACUGGGAGAUGGCGGACAACCUGGCCAAGGAAAACAGAGAAUUCUUCAACGACCUGGAUUUGCUCAUGGGGCCUGUCACCCUGCACAGCAGCAUGGAGCACCUGGUCCAGUACUCCCAGCAGGGCCUGCACUGGCUGCGGAACAGCACCCACCUGUCAUAGGGAACUUGCCCCUGAGCUGGAUUGUGCUCUCAUCUCCAUGGACGGCUCAAUGUUUCUGGACACUGUGCUACUGAAAUUCCCAGCCACAGCAUUUAUCGAACUGCGGUGAAUAUUUUCUCAGCAUCGAACAAUGGUCUUUUCCCAGGGCAUGUGUGUUUGUAUGUGUGGGCAUAAAAGAAGUUGCCUGUGUAUGUGUGUAAGAUAUACAGCUCUUUAAAAUACAUUUUUGUCUAGUUUUCAUAAUCCCAAGCUAGACAAAGUGAUCAGAGGUUUCUGAUUAGAGAAUAUACACUUACACACAUGCACGCACGCACAAAAUCACACACACACACACUUUCUAUUUCAAAGCUAAACCAUGACUUCUUAGAACAUUCAACCAAAAUCUCAUGGGUUAGUUAACCAGGUGCAAUACAGCACACCAAAAGCUUGACUGCCAGUUAAGAUGAACCUAGUUCUUAUACUGUUGAUUACUUUCAGUAUUAAUAUACUAUUCCCCAAUUAAUUUUUGAUUGUGUGUAUUAUGGAUAAUUGAAUAACGAAAAAAGUCAGUUAUUUUUGUGCUGGACGUUUACUAGAUUGCAUGUUACCAAAUACCUUGCCUUUUGUCUAACACGCACCCUUCCAUCCAACUUUAUUAUCAACUAAAUGCGUUAUAAGCAAAUGGAUCAAAUCCCACAGGCCUUCCCUGCCCUGCCCCCCAAAUCAUAUGAAAAUGGCACUGGGAUUUGGUAACAACAGUGUCAUUGAAAGCUGACCAACAAGAACAGACAACUGAGCUUGGAGCUCAGUUGGGAAUUGAAACCUUCUGCACGUGGAACAGUAAGCCUGCCCAGCCCACGUGUGUUUUCUUCCUGCCACUGUGACACAGCAGCCAUAGAGCCACAUGGCAUUUGUCAGCCAAUAUGUUUCAAGUCUUUUCUUCCCACGAUAGCUUUCUUGCAAAUUUUCUUGGCCAAAUGGGACAUUACCUAGAACGUCUCUUCACUAGGAGUCUGUAUCUGCUGCUUAUCAGGCUGAGAAAUAUUUGCUAUCGUGAGACUGUCUCACCCUCUCACUCUUUGUGCAGAAUGCAGGCCUCUAAUAGCAUUUUGAUCUGGGGGGAUAUGUUUCAGGCUUUGAUUUGCAAGCUGCUUAUUGUGCGGGGUGAGUUAUUUUUGCAAUGAUCACAACCCUAUUUGGGGUAGCAACGACUAGAACAUCAUGUUUGCAUCCUGUACGUCUGGUAUGUUUACGUCUUGCCCUUGAUUCUUUUCUUUUCAAUUAAGUUUACAUUUUAGUUUUUUGACAUCUUGUUUACAGUCUUUGUAUGAAACUUACUUCUUUUAUAGUCUCUUGUCAUGCCCUAGAUUUAGUCUUCUUGUUAAAUAUAUUUGAAUAUAAAAAAUACUGGUAAGAAGAAAAACUUCUGCAAAAGAGGAUAUACCUUGCCAUGUCCUUAAAAGCAAAACUAAUGUGCUUGAAGCCUCUCACUUGACAGAAUUGCACCAGAGUCAAUGAGAAAGAGUCAGGUGAUGCAGUAUGUGGAAUGCUCCAUUUUCCAAGGUGAUGCUGGCACAAAACAGUUAUAGUAGAUUGUGAUAUAUGCUUUCCCUGAUGCUCUUACUGCUUUGGUUGUAAUGUUAACAUUUUUGUCACCUGAUCUGUAGAUGGGAAAUAAGACUGCUGUCAUUCUAAGCACUGAUUCAAAACUGUACAAAUGAUUGAACAACUUAGGUGAUUUGAAAUGAAUUUAAAGUGAAGGGUCUGAAGUGAAAUGAAGCCAGUGAAGGGUUUGUGAAAUUUGCAUUUGGCUUUGGCCCUGAAAUGUUACCAGUAUUUCUAUUUUACAUUUGUCCAACUGUGGGGCGCCUCACAUCCCUUUCACUAGCUAUUGGCAGAGUUUGCGAUCCCAUCCUAUGUUGGAAAUUUGAGUCUAACUUGGGAAAUUUUGGAUUUUUUUUUUUUUUGGAGGACUAAAGCUUAGUUCUAGUUACCCUUGAUGAAUCCUGAUGAAAUGUUGAAACUGUCAAAGGGAUGAACCUCAGGGUCCAUCGUGCAUCCCCUGGGUGCUUUCUGGCCCUGCCCAUCCUCAAAGCCACGGGUCUUGUAGCGGCCCAUAACGUGCUUACCCACAAAACCCCAUGUAGACCCACAGGAGGCCCCUGACUGAUUGUGCCCACAGCAUUUUAUCAGCACUUACGUGGCCCGUGUUCCGCAAAAAAAAAAACACUUGGAAGUCGACAUCUUGGAGAUGGUCAGAGCAUGCAGUUCCUCUCCCUGUCUUUGAUCUCAUCAACUGACCACGUGAGGGCAGCAGUUUUUGUUGGCUUUGGCAUAGAUGAUUUUGGUAAGGAACCAUCUUCUGACUGUUACUUGUGAAAGUCAUUCAUGACUUAUUCCUUUUAUUUAGCUUUGUUCAAAGUAGAAAUACCUUUCUUGUGUUUUUGGAUUAUAAAAGUAAUACAUGCUCAUUGUAAAGAUUCAAACAAUACAGCAAUGUAGAAAGUAGAAGGUAGCAAGUCCCAUCCCUGAAAGACAACCACUGUUGACAGUCUCAUGUAUAUUUUUCCACAGAUGCUCCCAUUUAAACAUACUAUCAUUUUUUUCUCUUUGAAGACAUAUAAUUUCCUCAGAAGUUCAACAUAAGUUCGACUGACCUUAUCCUUCCAUGACCUGAGUGGAUGCCUUCCUUUAUUACAAUGUUAGAGUUACCUUUGAAAGUAACCCAAAUAUAUUCCUGAUCAAAAUUUGGGAUUUGUUACUACUCUCUACAGAGAUCAGACUUAUGUGAAGGAGUGUGCCUAGAAAGUGAGGUUUGGUUAAAACAGAUAUUUCUGGAAACUUGCAGAUUGCAGACAAAAACUCGGACCCCCUAUCUAAAGAAGAAUGUACUGGAAAAAUAAUCUGAAGAGUUGACAAAUUGUGUGCUAGAUCGAACACAUGGAAUGCAAUGCAAUGAGAUUUUCUGCACUAAAACUUAUCCUAGUAUGUAAAACAAUGAUGUGUGUAUUAUAUAACAGUGAUGUGUACAUUUCUGACAUCCCAUACAUGAUAUACACAGUUUGUAUAAAUGCAUACAUUUAAAAAUAUAUAUGUACAAUACAGCUAACAUAAAACUGUAGUAUGCCUGAAGGAUAUUACUAGUGCCUAACAUUGAGUAUAAGUCGCUGCGUGUUCGCAUCACCUUGGAAGUGCAGUAAUUGUUAAAACUUAAUCAGUGCAGCCAACAUUAUUUAUGAAUCACAUCUUUGAAACUGUGCAGUAGUAUAUACAUAUAUAUUUUUAAAUAACAUUUUUCACAGUUUUCCAGAGUUACUGUUGAAACCUGUAUCACCAAAAAAAAAGCAAAACAAACAAAAAAAAAAAGCAAGAUUUUUUUAAUGAUGUAGACACUCUUCAGACCCAGUAAUCUGUGUGUGAUUUCCUGUUUGUAGAUACCCAAGAGACUUUAGCAGUCACCAGCCUUAAUGCAUGUACAGGAUAUUAUUGUGACUUAAUUUAUCUGCAGUUUUUAAUCCAUGUGAAAUUGGAAUUUAUAAACUGACUUGGAUUAAAUAUGUCUGCCUUUCUAAGGUUGCAAAUGUUACAUUAAAUGACUUAUGUUGUAAAUGAGAGAAACCGAGUUGUAUGUAAAAAAAAAAAAUGUCCACCAAUUUCUGUGAAUAUUUUUACAAGGAAACUUCAGAAUCAAAAUACGUUCAAAUAAGAA
Messenger RNA from Prionailurus viverrinus (fishing cat), 7703 nucleotides. RefSeq names its product ALF transcription elongation factor 3 (gene AFF3). Gene Ontology annotation, cellular component: super elongation complex; nucleus. Bases 149 to 4015 code for a protein of 1288 amino acids. The record is from RefSeq and is a predicted model, not a curated record. Lineage: Eukaryota; Metazoa; Chordata; Mammalia; Carnivora; Felidae. The transcript has 23 exons. Gene Ontology annotation, biological process: regulation of gene expression.